AGAAACUGAGAGAAUCAGAGAGAGUGGAUAGCAAGAGGAGUAGAGUGAAUGAAGAUGUGUGAGGAACUGUCUGAAACUCAGAAGAAGGGAGAGCAGAAGAGGAGUCGUGAAGAGGAGGUGUCGGAGUCUUAAAGGAGGAGAAGAGGAGGGAGAAGAGGGGAGGAGGAGAACAGAAGAAAGUAAGGGGAGGAAUCCUGAGGAGGAGAGAAGGAGAACAGAAAAAGAGAAGAGGCGGAAUCGCGACAAGGAGUUGGAGUAUUGGAGUUGUGAGGAGGAGAAGAGGAGGGAGUGGAGGAGAGGAGAGGAGGAGAACAGAAGAGGAGAAGAGGAGGAAUCGUGAGGAUCAGCAUGGCCAACUCUACUCUGCCCAUUCUGGAAAUACUACAAGCAGCAGACAUACGAGAGCUGGUCCUGGCAUUCUGCCUCUCCAUGGUGGUGGGCUUGUUGCUAGGCGCGUUGGUCUACAUGUUGUUGACGUGGAUGUCUCGGCGCAAAGCGUCCGCUAGCAUCACACGCCCGACAACUCGCUCCGGCAACCGCCCUAGCAACCGCUCGUCCUCACCACGUUCCCGGCCGUCGUUCCACCGCACCAGCGGCACAGGCUCCACCACUGAUCGCCGUAGCAACAACAGUCUGGCCAGUGCCGCCUUUAGUCUCCACCGACAAGGCUCUGCCCCCGACACCGGUUACUAUGGAGACGAAUUUGGACGCAAGAGCAGCUUCCGCGCCUCCACAUUUCACCCACUGCUGCAGGUCAGCCACAUUGCGCGUCAGGCAGAGGAAGGGAGUCAGAGCCAACAGGCUACGCUGCCCCGCACACACACACUCACACUCCCUGCUAACAGCCCCACUAACAACACCACCACCCCUGGUGCCACCCCCACCACCACCCCUGCCCCCGCCAUCGCCGCUGCUGUGGAAUCUUCAGUCUCCAGCAUCCGAAAGCCCCGUCCAGACUCCUUCUGGGGAAACCCCGCCCCCAGCGGCCUGGAGAGCCCCCAGCAAACCCCGCCCCCUGCCUACAACAGCAUCAUACGAGCCUAUCAGGAGAGCCGCACUUAAGAACUGCCCACAAUAGCAUCAUAUUGGCCAAUCAGGACAGAAAAAUGAGAAAAGGUCGUGCCAUGUGUAUGUUCUUUAUGGUGCAACCUUUUUCUAAUUUUUAAGUGUUAUAAUAUUUUGGUCAGCACUCUCAAAAGAAGAAAAACUUGUUUGGUGAAGCCUGCUCCAACCUUUCUGAACCAAUCAGGACAGAGACACUAUCUUAAGACCCACCCACAGGAGCACCACACAGGCCUUAUAGGAAACACACUCAAUCAUUCAGACCACUCAGGAGAGCUGUAGUUAAGACCCACCUACAAGAACCAAAGAAUUUUGAGCGACAUGAUUGUUCUCCUAAAUGGUGUCAUUGAGAGCACAAAGUGCAAGCAAGUGGAUAAAUCCGCCAGCCGACAAGACAACAGGUUCUUGUCAUACACUGUGCAGGGCUCCAAUGGCACUUCCAGUGAUAAUCGCCUAGCUGCCUAGCAUUUUGGAAUCCCUGUGUGCGCACAGAGUCAUCUGUUUGUAAACAUUUGGAAUCCAUGUAUACAGUACAUGAGUGCAGGUCAGUUUUCUAAACUCGCAUUCUUCCCUCAGCCCAAUGUCCUUCAUGGGGUACACACUAGGUUACAUCCGUUACAUGGGUGCAGGUCAGUUCUCUAAACUCGCAUCCUUUCCUCAGUCCGAUUAUGUCCUUACGGUUAAGUCAGUUUUAUAUUGGACAUUCAAACAUUCAAACUACAGUACAAAUAACAUGAUGCUUUAUAUCUGUAAAAGAAAUGAUGACUUGUGUGGCACAUGGGGAAAUCUGUCUGUUUCAAAAUCACAAGGCAAAGUUACAAGUCCAGGCAGUCUUAUAUUGUCACAUGCCCCCUGAGGGAGCGCUGUGUGUGUGUGUGUGUGUGUGUGUGUGUGUGUGUGUGUGUGUGUGUGUGUG
This is a messenger RNA of Engraulis encrasicolus (European anchovy), 1978 nucleotides long. RefSeq names its product myc target 1a (gene myct1a). The record is from RefSeq and is a predicted model, not a curated record. NCBI's taxonomy places the organism in Eukaryota, Metazoa, Chordata, Actinopteri, Clupeiformes, Engraulidae. Bases 349 to 1062 code for a protein of 237 amino acids. Gene Ontology annotation, cellular component: nucleoplasm. The transcript has 3 exons.